Messenger RNA from Peronospora farinosa, 264 nucleotides. The record is from the annotation of a GenBank genome assembly. Lineage: Eukaryota; Oomycota; Peronosporomycetes; Peronosporales; Peronosporaceae.
AUGUCAGCCAUGGCCACGGGGUUUAAGAACGCCUUCCAGGUGCUGACUCCCGUGCGGAAUUUUGGCGUAGGUAAGCGAGUUACACGUGGUAUUUGGUCCAAAUAUGCAGAGCCUUCUUACUGGGAAGUGGUGCGCAUUCUUCCAUCCCCCGACCUCAAACACGGCAAAGUCUUUGGCAGAUUUACGUUUCGUGGCAAGACGGAUUCUAAAGUAAAGCGGAUGAAUGGCGUCUUGAAGAAAGAUUGGAGUUUGAUCGAGAUGUAA